This is a messenger RNA of Zootoca vivipara (common lizard), 5011 nucleotides long. It is a transcript of the gene DGKE, whose product is annotated as diacylglycerol kinase epsilon. Gene Ontology annotation, biological process: phospholipase C-activating G protein-coupled receptor signaling pathway. Gene Ontology annotation, cellular component: membrane. Lineage: Eukaryota; Metazoa; Chordata; Lepidosauria; Squamata; Lacertidae. Gene Ontology annotation, molecular function: ATP-dependent diacylglycerol kinase activity. The record is from RefSeq and is a predicted model, not a curated record.
CUUCCGCUUCCGGCGUUCAUCCCUUGCCUGGCUGCCUCUGCAGAGGGUCCGGUCCCGUCGAGCUGUCGAUGACUUAAUCCAGAGCUGCUGCGUCCUUCUGCUGUCCUACCCUCAUGGACUAAGAGUUUGCCAAAGAGGUGCAAGCCUGGCAUUAAAAGCCUGGGAUUAAAAGACCACCUGUGUUGCACCCUGGGUGUGGGUGGGUGUUAAGGGGUAAAUUGAUAGUUAUUGUGCUUGUAUGUGUGUAGAGCAAGAAUCAAGGUAGUGAUAAUCAUAACGAGAGAAACAAGGUGCUGUUGCUUAUAGCAUGGAAGGUGAAAGUGCUUGACUGCUUUUGGAGUUGGCAUUUGCUUCUGUGCAUUGGCUUAGUGUUGGGUUUCUGCUAUAACAAAGGACAGGUGAGCUAUAGCAAGAAAGCAGUCACUGUUGUUAUGAUGGUGUGAUGUUGUAAGGGUACAUUGAUAUGAGAAAAACAAGUUGUGGUGAACUAUUUAAUAGCACGAUAAAUUUAUGUAGCAUUUGAACUAUGAAAAACUAAGUCUUCUGCUUUGUCAGGUAUUUUAGGACAAGUGGAUAUUUGAUUUCAAGACACAGAUGUUUAAGCCUUUUUUUAGGGGUGCCACAAAUAAAAGGAAAAAGUGAGGCUUUGUGCGGUAAAGCCUAAUGCCGUAUGGCAAGGUGGUUAAUGAUGGCAGAUUAGGGAAAACUGCUGAAAUGAACAUGAGCAAAUCUAUUUUGGGACCUACAUGAUCAAAACGUGCUCCCUUGGAUCUGGUUUAAUUUGACACCUAGAGAUUGAUACUAAAUCAAUUAAGGAUGGAAGGGGUUGAAAGGAACAGCUCCAUAUUCUCUCCAAGACUGUUUCAAGAAUGGAGUCUAGCCUUCUGGACUCUGUGCUCGGUGAUGGUUCCAGUACUGAUCACCUUGUGGUGCAGCUUUCGGCGAUCUCGGAGGCAGGAACUGAUGCAGGACAUUUUGCGUAAGAGCAAGCACAAUUGGCAGGACACAGAUCUCUUCAGCCAGCCCACCUAUUGCUGCAUCUGCUCUCUGCACAUCCUUCAGGGAGCUUUCUGCAACUGCUGUGGACUGUGUGUCGAUGAAGAAUGCCUGAAGACGGCUGACCGGCGUUUCCUCUGCAAGGAAAUAAUAAUGAGGGGUGAAAGCGGCUUCAGGACCUCUAUGGUACACCAGUGGUUCCGUGGCAACGUCCCUCUUUGCAGCUACUGUGUCGUGUGCAAACAGCAAUGUGGUACCCAGCCCAAGCUGUGUGAUUACAGGUGUGUGUGGUGUCAGCAAACCGUGCACGAUGAAUGUAUGCAGAGCGCUUUGAAGUACGGAACGUGUGAGCUAGGAGAAUUUCGCAACUUAAUUAUUCCUCCAUAUUACUUAUUCAACGUCAGCCAGAUGCGAAAAGACAAAAGAGUGGACUAUGGCAAGCUAGCUGCCUCCUGUGGGGAAAACUGGACUCCCCUAAUCAUUCUGGCUAAUACUCGGAGUGGAAACAAUAUGGGGGAAACAUUGCUUGGGCAAUUUAAGAUGCUACUAAAUCCAAUUCAGGUUUUUGAGCUAACCAAAACCACACCUGCAAAAGCACUGCAACUCUGCACUUGGUUGCCUUGCAAUUCUGCUAGAGUACUUGUCUGUGGUGGAGAUGGCACCGUGGGCUGGGUCUUGGAUGCGAUUGAUGACAUGAAGAUCAAGGGCCAAGAGCGCUACAUCCCACAGGUUGCGAUCUUACCCUUGGGAACGGGGAAUGAUCUGUCGAAUACACUGGGCUGGGGGGCUGGGUACGCCGGAGAGGUCCCCGUGGAGCAGAUUCUGCGCAACGUGAUGGAUGCUGAUGGAAUCAAGCUGGAUAGGUGGAAGGUCCAGGUAACAAAUAAAGGAUACUACAACUUAAGGAAGCUUAAGGUCUUCACAAUGAACAACUACUUUUCUACAGGUCCAGAUGCCCUCAUGGCUUUAAACUUUCACGCACAUCGUGAGAAGUCUCCCUCCCUCUUUUCCAAUAGGAUUAUUAACAAGGCUGUAUAUUUUUUCUAUGGGACCAAAGAUUGCUUAGUACAGGAGUGUAAGGAUUUGAACAAAAAGAUUGAGCUAGAGUUGGAUGGAGAGAGAAUUGAUUUGCCCAGCUUGGAAGGCAUCAUAGUUCUUAAUAUUGCCUACUGGGGAGGCGGCUGUAGACUGUGGGAAGGAAUGGGCGAUGAGCUUUAUCCUCCAGCAAGGCAUGAUGAUGGGCUGCUGGAAGUUGUUGGAGUCAACGGCUCUUUUCACUGCGCUCAGAUUCAAGUGAAGCUCGCAAAUCCCAUUCGGCUGGGACAGGCCCACACUGUGAGGUUAAUCUUGAAGAAUUCAAAGAUGCCAAUGCAGGUGGACGGAGAGCCCUGGGCCCAAGGCCCUUGCACUGUCACCAUUACGCACAAGACGCACGCACUGAUGCUCUAUCACUCAGGGGAACAGACAGACGAUGACGACGUGUCCAGCAUAUCCGAACAGGAACUUGCCAAGGAUCAGACAGAUGAAGAUACCUAGGUCUGGGCCAAGUUUUUGGCAUGCUAAAAAUGGCAACUCCAGCUUGGCUUUGGCCGAAAAGCUUAGCACUAGAUAUUCCGUCUCCAGUAAACCUCUUAACGUCCAUGCCAUCUCUGUAUUUACAACUGGCACAGGAGUAACUAAGCCAUGCUUUUAGUGAGAUAGAGAUAGAGAUAUAUAUAAAAGCUGAACCAGGCUUAAAUUCAGCAAGCACUUUUACUCUGGUUUAUAGCAUCAAGCUGAAGCGGAUGGGGGGGGGAACUUUCAUGGUUACUUUACACUGACUGCUCUGCAGACUGAAUGCCUUCAUCUAUAGGCUCUCAGAGUUUGUGUAUAGUCCUGUGGACUAGCUGCUGGUGUCUGUCUUAACAAUGAAUUAUUCUUUUCCCCCUUAGGAAAGAUUUCCAACUCCAUGUGUAUGUGUGGUAGUACUUUUAAGAAACUGUUUAGCAAUGCACGUUAGUCACUUGGGUAGUAUAAUUACAAGUUUUAGGAACACUAGCUUGUAUAGCUUAAAUUAAGAGUGCCCCCAUGCUCAUUUUGAGCAAAGGAAAAAUACGUCUAGAAAUCAGGCAAGUUUCAAUAUUGGUGAUAUAGUUUAAUAGUCUUGGGCUGGAGCAGACUAUGUAAAUUGACAGACCAAAUAUUAUCCAUUGAAGUCAAGGUGGUUGUGUGUUUGUUUUUGUGUUAAACCUUUUUUCACUGGACUGAUUUUGACAGUCAACUAGUUGUAUUCUUAAGCUAUUUGUAGCGUUCGCAGUGUGCUUGAAGGUCCAUUUGUAUGUCUUCUGUUGCACAGGACAGUUCCCAGAUAUGCAUUUAACAAGUAAGUUGUGUUAUUGAGAGAAAUACACACUAGUGAUAGCCAGGACCUCAUGGUCGGGCUAUCAUUGCUGUAGGACUUCUUUGUCAGCACUAGUCUCUCGAUAACCAUGUCCAAGAAUCUGUUCUGUGGGGAACAUCACUGCUCAAAGAAGAUGAAGGGGGCCUUCAGUCACCACCUGUACCUCGUUGAAAAUUGUUAUGAAUUCUUGUGUAUCUUCUUAGCUGAUAAGAACAGCAAAGAGGUAUAUGAAAAGUCAUUAUCUGUGUCCUCAAAGCACUUGACCAAGAAACAGAUUCUGAGCUGCUAGAGACCUAACCAUUCAAUUUCUGUUCUUAUUUAUUUGAAUGAUUCCUAUUUAAGUCCUAUGCUCUGAUUUUGAGUGUCCUAGUGUUUACAUGGGCAUCUCCGUAAGUGGGUUCCAGAAAGAAUCUGCUGAAUAUGCUUUACCGUUUCCUACUGAAGAAUGUAUUGUUAGUUCAGCACCUUGGAGAGGUAGCAACGCACUUUCACCUUUAUUCUUCUGUUAUCUGGACUACUUCAUUCUGCCAGGACUGCAAGGACAUUCCUGCUUUGAGUUGCUUCCUGUGCCAUCGUAUUAUUCAUCUAGCUAUCAAGGGGACAAUCUGAGCAGCUCACUGAGUUGGGCUCACUAGGAUGGAAUUGUAACACUCCCUCGGUCUGGCUAAUGCAUUCUCAGACCCAGGGAUCUUCCAGGUGGCGUGGGCAACUCAACUAUACGAUGCAGUUAUAAGCAGACAUCUCCAGUUUGUAAAAUCUUACCUUUGUCACGCUCUCUCAUGUUUCCAUGCAUAAUCCCUGUGCUCCUCAUUACAUCAAAACAACAGUGAGAGGUGCAAGGGCAUGCCUACUGCAAAUAGAGAAUUUCUUAGGCUGUUGGGUGCGUGAGCUGGUUCUAGUGUGCUCACGUGCUGCAGUUUGAUUUACAUAUCUGUUCCUGUAAAUCAGCUAGGGAGCACACCCUUGAGAGGAAAUAUCAGCUCUCUCUCUUUUUAAUUACUUAAACUACUGAAUCUUAAACAAAAUUCAACAGACUUGGCAACUCCCUCAAACAGUGCAGUUGAUCAGUUAUCCAAAAGGGGGUGCUCAGCUACUGAGUUACAGCUCUAACAAGCUGCAGUUCCCCACUCAAGUAGUUUAAAUUAUGACUAGAUCUGUAAGAAUCUGUUGUUGUUUAACACUUUCUGAUCUGAGCUGCUGCUGCUGCUGCUGCUGCUGCUGCUGCUGCUGCUGCUGCUGCUGCUGCUGCUGCUGCUGCUGCUGCUGACCACCCAGGGUGCCUGGGACAACCCAGUCAGAUGGGCAGGUACAAAUAAUAAAAUUAUUAUAACCUGGAAUGAACACCAUGGCAGUUAUUGCAUUGUAGAUGUGGCAAGCUCUGUAGAAUGCCUAUAUCACACAGACGUUCCAUUUGAUUCAGGUGAUCUAUUUGCCCUGGCAGCUUUUCGCACCACUGUGGUGCAGUGACCACUUGGAUGUGUGGUGUCUGGAGGGCAUCUUGAGUGGAUAAGCCCUUGGCUGCUGCUCUCAAAUUGUUAUGCGCAAACCCUCUACUAAGUGACUAGAGAUGAGGCAGAAACAGCUACCAAGGAGAUUGCCACCCCUUGCUUCUGUCAUAACAUUGGGAGUACAUAU